AUGGAUCCUAAUCAGUCUGAAAGAUCAGAUGGGGAACAACGCAUCAACCCUUACGAUACACCUUACUUUGACCUUGGCUCUCAUGGCCGCAACGUGACAACGACCUCGAAAGAAGCACAAACAUGGUUUAAUCGAGGACUAGUAUGGGCAUUCUCGUUCAACGUUGGCGAAGCCGGCAAAUGCUUCGAGCAAGCCGCGCAGCACGACCCCAAGUGCGCCAUGGCGUACUGGGGAAUCGCCUACGCCGCCGGGCCCAACUACAACAAAGCGUACAAAUUCUUCGACCGGCAGGACCUCCACUCAUCGAUUGAGAGAGCGAACACCGCCUUGACGCGUGCCAUGCAGCUAACAUCUGAAACGACCCCCGUCGAGGGGGCGCUCAUCAGAGCUCUGACGGCGCGCUUUCCACCAUCCGAUCAGAUCCCCAAUGACUUCAGCUCCCUGGACCGCGCAUACGCGGACGCCAUGCGUCCCGUCUACCACCAAUUCUCCAACGAUUCCGACAUCGCAGCCAUCUUCGCCGACGCACUGAUGUGCAUGACGCCCCGCGGGCUGUGGGACCUAGACACCGGCGAACCCACCGGCGAGCACACCGUCGAAGCCCGGCGGAUCAUCGAGGAGGGAAUGCAGACCCCCGAGGGCCGUCACCACCCGGCGCUCUGCCACCUGCAAAUCCACGUCAUGGAGAUGUCGCCGUACCCGGAGCUGGCCCUCCCCGCCGCAGACCGGCUGCGGUUCCUCGUCCCCGACGGCUCGCACAUGCUGCACAUGCCCACGCACAUCGACGCGGCCGUCGGCGACUACCGUCGCGCCGUGGACUCCAACCACCUCGCCACCCUGGCCGACGACAAAUAUUUCGGCUCCGAGAGCCUCUCGCUGCUCCCCGGCGGGUCGCUGAGCUACGUCGGCUACCGCGUGCACUACAUCUGCGCCAAGCUGUACGCGGCGAUGAUGUCCGGCCGCUUCGUCGACGCCAUGUCCGCAGCGGAGAAGCUCGAAGCGGUGAUCGACAAGAACCUCCUCUCGAUCGAAAGCCCCCCGGUGGCGGAUGCCGUAGAGAGCUUCGUCGCGAGCAAGGCGCACGUGCUUAUCCGCUUCGGGCGCUGGGAGGCGAUCCUCGCGCUGCCCCUCCCGGCCAAUCGCGAGCUCUACUGCGCCACGACCGCGGUAAUCCUCUACGCCCGCGGCCUCGCGUUCAGCGCGCUCAGCCGCAUCCCUGAAGCGGAGGUGGCGCAAAGGGAGUUCGAAGCGGCACGCGCCAAGGUCCCAGAGUCCCGGUUCAACAGCAUUCCGUGCAAAGAGGUGGACGUCCUGCGCGUUGCCUCGGCUAUGCUGACGGGCGAGCUGGAGUACCGCAAGGGGACCUACGAGGUCGCAUUUGCGGCACUGAGGGAAGCCAUCCGCCGGGAGGAUGCGUUGCCCUACUCCGAUCCCCCGCCGUGGAUGCAACCUGUGCGCCAUGCGUUGGGCGGUUUGCUGUUGGAGCAGGAUCGGGUGGCAGAAGCGGAGGUCUUGUUCCGAGAGGAUCUGGGGCUUGCCAAGGACUAUCCGCGACGCAGAGCGAAGCUGAACAAUGUGUGGGGGUUGCAUGGGCUGUAUGAGUGCUUUACGCGGCAGGGGAAAACUGACGAGGCGGCGUUUAUCCAGUCGGCGCGGGAUAUUGCUGUCGCGACGGCUGAUGUUCCGGUCAAGGCAUCAUGUUACUGUCGUGUGUCGGCGGUGGGAAAGAAGCAGUGUUGCAUGUAG
Molecule: messenger RNA, 1746 nt
Organism: Aspergillus japonicus CBS 114.51
Lineage: Eukaryota; Fungi; Ascomycota; Eurotiomycetes; Eurotiales; Aspergillaceae
Exons: 3
Coding region: 1-1746 (581 amino acids)
Cellular component (GO): intracellular anatomical structure
Molecular function (GO): protein binding
Source: RefSeq, a predicted model, not a curated record